This is a messenger RNA of Eimeria maxima, 1416 nucleotides long. RefSeq lists its product as hypothetical. The record is from RefSeq and is a predicted model, not a curated record. NCBI's taxonomy places the organism in Eukaryota, Apicomplexa, Conoidasida, Eucoccidiorida, Eimeriidae. The transcript has a single exon. Bases 1 to 1416 code for a protein of 471 amino acids.
AUGGAAGGCAUCACAACUCUCAGCGAAGUCACUCGCAGAUUUCGUAUGCUGCAGCUGACAAACAACAAAGCAAGAAAACAGAGGCUGCAGCUAACAGAGAAGCGGUUUGCUGCCUUAGGAGCAGCAGGAGCAACAAAUGGGCACCAAGACCAAUCAGCUGCAGCAGCACAGGAGUGCUUAACUCCUCACCUUGCCAAGCAGCAGAAAACACUCUUCUUUACCACACUAAAGAAACAACGAGCCAAAGCUGCUAUUGCUGCUGCACAGAAGUCGCAAGUAACAACAACAAACCCUGCGUCACUGCCAGCAUCUGCUGCUGCUGCUCGGCAGCAGCAGCGGCAGCAACCAGGAGACAGGACGCCAGGGCUUUACUUUCCAGUAAUUGUCGUUCAGGCCACAGCUCCAUCCGUCUCUAAGGAAACACAAAACACUGCACAGCAGCAACAAAAACAGCAGCAGCAGCAACACUACCACCAGCGCUGCCGAAAUCCAAGCAGCAGCAGCAAAACUCCACAGGCAGAAGCGGCAGAGAUCGAACUGCUGCUCCAGCAACUUCCGUGGGCGCAGCCGCAGCAGCAGCAUGCUGCAGCAGGGGACACUGUAGAUGCGUCAGGAGCGCUACAAAGGAAACACAGCUCGACAAACCUCAAUGAGGAGCUGUCUCAACCAUCUGCAGCAGCUACAGGAGGAGACAACGUAGACGGGGGUGAAACAGCAGCUGCAGCAGAGACAAUGGAGGAUGAAGCAGCAGGCGGUAGAGCUGCAGCUUCGAAGGAAUCGGACCCCAGGGAGCGUUUGCCUCUGUCUUUGCUGCUGCUGCUGCAGCAGCACCACCAGCAAGCAACAGUAACAGCAACCGACCACGACAAGGAAUUACUAGAACGCGAGAGACCCUUAUGGCUGCAGCGGCAGUUAGCAGCACUGAAGAACGCAGGCGUUAGCUCUACUGCAGCGCCAGAAGCAGAAAAUGAGGAAGGCACUGCUGCUGCGCUGCCCCGUAGCAGUCCAGCAGCAGAAACAAAGGCAGCAGCUGAAAGCCCUCCAGCGGAGAGUAGCCGCACGCAGCUGCAGCAGCGUCCCCCCAAAACUCAUGUGUCAGAUGGACGCAGGAAGCAACAGCAGCAGCAGCAACAGCCAAUACGGUCGAAGGCAGAUUCCUGGUUCGUUUGUACCCAGCAGCAGCAGCAACAUGGGGUCUCCAUUCGGCCUGGCCAUGUUGCUGCUGCUGUUGCAGCUGCAGCCACAGGUCCAGCACGCACCUCGGUGGAGCGGCUGCUGCUGCUGUUUAAGCGCGAGUUGCCUCUGCUGCUGCAGAAAGGUGCAGGAAGCCAGCCCCGCGCUUCUGGUGCUGAAGCGCAGGCAGACUGUAGCAGCCAACGAACUGUGCAGGCUGCAGAAGCAGCAUGGAAGACUUAG